Molecule: messenger RNA, 708 nt
Organism: Schizophyllum commune H4-8
Lineage: Eukaryota; Fungi; Basidiomycota; Agaricomycetes; Agaricales; Schizophyllaceae
Product: mediator complex, subunit MED14
Exons: 6
Coding region: 1-708 (235 amino acids)
Biological process (GO): regulation of transcription by RNA polymerase II
Cellular component (GO): mediator complex; core mediator complex
Molecular function (GO): transcription coregulator activity
Source: RefSeq, a predicted model, not a curated record
AUGAAUGGGAAGGAGAGCGGGAUGAACGGUAACGGAUACCACCAUGAAGAACCGGCCGUAGAGGACCUCGAGCGCAUGCUCCCCGACGUCAACGAGGGACAGGUCCCCUUCGGCAUGAUCGUCUCGCGAGUGGCCCAGCAGAUCUACGCGGAGCUGCAGGAGGUGGCAGAGACACUCCCCGGCAUGUCCGACGUCGCGCGCAAGCGGACCCUCGCGGACUUUGUCGUCGCAACGAAGAAGCAGGUCGUCAAGCUGUACGCGAUCGCCAAGUGGGCGCGCGAGGCGGAGACGGUGCAGAAAUGCCUGAAUCUCGUAGGGUUCUUGAUGAACCAGAAGUACGAGAUUGACUCUGCGAUCGGGCGACUGCACCAGAUUCACGACGAGCUCAAUCCUGAACGCCUCGGCAACCACGACCUCCUCACCUCCCUCGAUGUCCUCACCACGGGCACCUACCAGCGCCUCCCCACCAUCAUCAAGAAAUCCGUCAUCCCCGUCAAACCCCUCACCAACCCCGAAGUCGUUUCGACCUUUCGCGAGCUCGAACAGGUCAUGCGCUACCGCCUACGCACCACUGAAUACAUCCCCGUCGAGAUGAUGCAGUGCCGAAUAGCUCAUGCCGACUUCAAAGUCGAGAACCCUGAAAUCAAGACGCCUGCAAUUGGAAUUGACGCCGGAGCGCCAAUUCUUGCAAACCUCAACCCGAGCUGA